Messenger RNA from Cercospora beticola, 1635 nucleotides. Its product is annotated as FAD-binding oxidoreductase. Gene Ontology annotation, biological process: steroid metabolic process. The record is from RefSeq and is a predicted model, not a curated record. Gene Ontology annotation, molecular function: Delta24(24-1) sterol reductase activity; FAD binding. NCBI's taxonomy places the organism in Eukaryota, Fungi, Ascomycota, Dothideomycetes, Mycosphaerellales, Mycosphaerellaceae. Gene Ontology annotation, cellular component: cytoplasm; membrane.
AUGGCUGCCGCUUUGACAGGCUACGAGGACCAUCGAGAAGCUGUCCAAGAAGUCUCCAGGAAGGUCAAAGACUUCCACGCCGCAGAGAUUCCAUUCCGCAUCUAUCAUGGGUCUACCAACAGUACUCGCACAUCGCCUUUCCGCGAAGGCAACUUCGUCAACAUCAGCAAGAUGAACUCCGUGCUGGGCGUCGAUCCCGAACGAAGGCUUGUCUAUGCCCAGCCCAACGUGCCGAUGGAUGUCUUGGUCGAACAUACAUUGCAGCACGAUUUGCUUCCGCCAGUUGUCAUGGAGUUUCCUGGUAUUACUGUCGGCGGCGGCUUCUCAGGUAGUUCAGGUGAAAGCAGCUCGUUUCGCUACGGACUCUUCUAUCGAACUGUCGAAGAAGUGGAGAUGGUCUUGGGCAAUGGCGAAGUCGUGACUGCGUCGGACACCACUCGAUCGGACUUGUUCCAUGGAGCGGCGUGUUCGUUUGGGACACUAGGAAUUGUCACACUAUUGACGAUUCGACUCAUUCCAGCACAGUCAAAUGUCGAAUUGACAUAUCUGAAAGUCGACAGCAUGGAGCAAGCUAUGGAGACCGUGAAAUUGGUGCAAGAACAACAAGACCUGCACUACCUUGACGCGAUGUUCUUUGCACGCGAUAGAGGUGUCCUGUGUCUCGGCAAGCUCGUGUCGAACAUCGAUGCUGAUGCCAAAGUGACAAGGUAUUUCAGGCCGCGAGAUCAGUGGUUCUACAUCAACGCCGAGAAUCGAAGUAUCAAGGAGAGGUCUUGGACCGAGAUCAUACCGAUUCGCGACUACCUCUUCCGUUACGAUCGAGGAGCUUUUUGGAUGGGUAAAUAUACCUAUCGCUAUUUCGCUGUACCCUUCAACCGUGUGAGCCGCUGGUUACUGGAUCAAUAUUCUCGCACGCGACUUAUGUAUCAUGCACUGCACCGAAGUGAUCUUGCUCGGGAGUAUGUUGUCCAGGAUGUCGCCGUUCCAUACAGCAAAGCCUCGAACUUCUUUGACUAUCUGGACCAAAAUUUCAAGCAAUACCCAAUCUGGCUCUGUCCGCUACGCGUGGGAGGGGACUCGAAUGGGACGACACAGGGCCUCCUCGCCGACUCAGCAUCCACUUCUCCCACGGAAGACAUGAUGAUGUCUUUUGGAAUCUGGGGUCAAGGUUCUACAGAUCCUGCACAAGCCAUUGCUUGGAACAAAGCACUGGAGUCUGAGAUCCAAGCUUGUGGGGGGCAAAAGUGGCUGUACGCUCACACAUUCUACACUGAAGAGCAAUUCUGGCACAUAUUCGAUCGCCGAGGACGAGAUCAACUGCGUGCCAAAUACCAUGCUUCGAAGUUGCCGAAUCUUUACGAGAAGGUCAAGCCUGUCGACAAGUAUGAUGAGAGAUUGCCCUUCGACAAGGAGACAUGGAUCGGCAAGGCUUUGCAUUCCGUCUGGGACGUGUGGCCUGUGAAGGGCUUGUAUGGCUGGUUGCAAUGCAUUGUUGCAGCUGAAUACUUGUUACCGACUGCAGCGUCGAGACCUGCUCCACCCGAAAUUUCGCGGGAAGCUCAUAGACGGGACUCUGCACAUGGAGGAAGCGAUGCAUUUGCCUCAUCGGGCGAGCAUAGCAUUAAGCAGGACUGA